Molecule: messenger RNA, 2208 nt
Organism: Styela clava
Lineage: Eukaryota; Metazoa; Chordata; Ascidiacea; Stolidobranchia; Styelidae
Source: RefSeq, a predicted model, not a curated record
CAGUCAGUGAAUUCAUGUAUUACAAAUAUAAAACAACUUAAAUUGAUAAUGGUUAAACCAAAACAGUUCAAACUUAUCCUCAAUGACGAAAAAACAGUUUAUUUCCCAGGAAAUAUGAUCAGUGGCCAACUGGUCAUAGAACUUGACAAUCCUAUGAAAAUGGAAGCAAUCGCAAUCAAAUUUAUUGGUCAAGCCUAUGUGCAUUGGACCGGACAGCAAUCAUCAGGAGGACCUUCUGCCAUUGAGAACUUAUUUUAUCAUGAAGAUAUUGUACCUGGAAAAUCAGAUGACAACCAGACAUCCCUUGCUAAAGGGCAUCAUGUUUUUUCGUUUCAAUAUAAACUUCCAGAACCACUACCAUCAUCAUAUGAAGACUUGAUUGGAUAUAUUCGAUAUUUUGUGAAGGCAACAAUUGUAAAACCUGGAAAGUUUGAACAAAACACAGUUCGUGCUUUUACAAUUCUCGAUUCUUUGGAUCUUAAUGCUAUUCCUGAUGCUAUGAAGCCUUGUGGAGGACAAGAAUCGAAACAACUUUGUUACUUGUGUUGUAAAAGUGGACCAAUUGAAAUGGAAUUUCAUACAGACAGAUCUGGUUAUGUACCUGGUGAAUACAUAUUACUCAACGGGACAAUCACAAAUUCCAGGUUGGAAUUUAGUAACACAAAAGUGGAAGGAUCUUCUGUUCAGUUGAUAAAGAGAGUGACAUAUCAUGCAAUGUAUAAUUCCAAAAUUGUAAUAUUAGAAGUUGCAAGGAUAAAUGGACCUCCUGUUCCAAAACAUGGAAGCAUAACAUGGACAAAUGAACGAUUACGUAUCCCACCUCUUCCACCAUCAGAAAUAAAUCACUGCAAAAUCAUUGACAUUGUUUACUUUGUUCAGUUUCAAGCUCAUCUCAGGUCAUUUGCCACUGAUCCUCGUAUCAACUGCAGAAUAACGAUAGGCACGAUUCCUUUGCGAAAUCUUCCAUUAUACAGAAAUGCUGGUACAUCCAAAAUUGUGACUGGUCCACAGACACAACACCUUGCCACAGAUAUUGAUUCCGCUACAGAUGUAUUAUCAACUCAACAAAAAAGUCUUCAACCUCCACCACUGUCUUAUGCUGAAUCUGAAGACAAACAUCUUUUUAAUAUCAACGAUGAAGAUGGUAAUGAACCCAGCAUGGGAGAAACAUCAUUCAAACCUCAAUACACUUACUAUGCUUGGAAAGAAUCUGCUUUUACGCAUUUUUAAUAAUAUUGUGGGUUUAGCAGCUUUGUGCAUCCUAGUUUGGUUCAAUGAUGUAAAUAAACUGAAUACCAUGAAACGGUGAUUGUCGUACGGUUUACAGAUUUGAAUCUAUAUUGAGAACUACUAUAUCAUCUUAAAGACUAAUGCAAUUUAUGUCUUCCCAUAUACUAUCAUGCACUUGUCUGGCUUUUUUGUUUAUUGUUUUUGUUAAUCAUCAAUUCUUCAUGACAUAUGCCAUACUUUUCUUCAACAUUUUUCACUUUAUUUAUACUUUUUUUGAAGUUUCUGUUGCAAACAGAAUUUUUUUCAUUGCCAUGAGCAAUUUUACAAUCAAAUGUUUUUCAAUUUAUAUAAUGCAUUUAAGCUAUUUUUCCUAAGGACUGUUUUAGAAUGACUUUAUCAUCGCUAAAAAUGCCAUUUUGAUAUUACACCAGCGUUUGGAAGAUUCAAGUUAUGGAUAUGACAAAAACAUCUAUUUCAAAUGACUCUAAUUGUUUGGAGAACACGCAAUCGAGUCUCAGAAAUAGAAAAAGACUGAAUGAAUGAUGAUUAUUUGACUUGUAGAUUGGUGUUGUCUUGAAAAUAAUCAACUAUACAUCAAAUCAAGCUACAGUGUUGCAUCAAAUGUAACAGUGAAUUUCUUUAACAGUAAUUUCUUGGUAAAAACUUAAGUCAAAUUCUUGCUAGGUUAAGAUAAGGAAUGAUCACAUUGUACUAUUUUGAAAAAUUUAUUUAAAUACUGUUCUCUUCUUAUGAUAUCAUAUUUUUGUAUUUCAUUAUAGUUUUCAUAUAGUUGAGAUCUUACAUACAUUAGUGUUUUCAUUCACUGGGUAUUAGAAUAAUGUACUUUGCUUUGUGAAAAAUGAAUGACUGUGACUUCUACGUUUGGAGUAUACCAUCCUUAAAUUGAGCUUAGCUUAAUUUUUGCCCGUUAAUAAUGUUUAUUCAAAAAGCCUGAGCAAUAAAUCUGUACGCAAAUUC